Messenger RNA from Nicotiana tabacum (common tobacco), 684 nucleotides. RefSeq names its product subtilisin-like protease SBT3.9. The record is from RefSeq and is a predicted model, not a curated record. Lineage: Eukaryota; Viridiplantae; Streptophyta; Magnoliopsida; Solanales; Solanaceae.
AAAUCUAAAAUCAUUGUAUUGUAACUUGCAAGGAUUCUGAAACUUAGUCAUUAAGGAUAAAAAGUCUCAAAUUCCCAAUUUAUCCAAGAAUAUCCCUAAUGCUCUAUAAAUAGUACUUAGCAAUUGAAAGUGAUGCAGAAAGAUCAAAUACUUUCUUCAAUUCUAUUGCUUUCCUUGUUGAUUGCAGCUAUCGUAACGAUGGCAGAUUCACAGCCCUCCAUUGAAGCCAAAGUUCAUAUAGUAUACACUGAGAAACCUGAAGAUCUAGAAGCUGAGGACUAUCAUAUCAAAACCCUAGCUUCUGUUCUUGGCAGUGAGGAGGCUGCAAAAGAGGCGUUGAUAUACAGUUACAAGCAUGCAGCAAGUGGAUUCUCAGCAAAGCUGACUGCUGAGCAGGUUUCUGAGCUCUCAAAGCAACCUGGAGUGCUACAAAUUGUUCCAAGCCAAACAGUUCAGUUACACACCGACCGUGUGUGAAAUGCAACUCUUGUGACCUCUUCUCCAACAAGUUUGCAUCAUGUGUUUAGACUUCUUAUCUAUGCUUGUUUCUAUGGUGUUUUGAGCUAAAAAGUAAAUUACUUUGUACCAUGUGUGGGAAAGAGUAUCCCUAAUGUAAAUGUGCUACUUAAUGUCGUAAUACUUGUUUUAAUUAUAUGAAAAUAAAUGGUGCUGCCGUUUUCCUUA